AUGGUCUUCUGGACGCAGCUGCUGCUGCUGCUUUGGAAGAAUUUCCUGUACCGCAGAAGGCAGCCGAUGCAGCUCUUGGUGGAGCUGAUGUGGCCGCUCUUUCUCUUCUUCAUCCUGGUGGCCGUACGCCAUUCCCACCCCCAACUUGAGCAGCAUGAAUGCCAUUUCCCCAACAAGCCGCUGCCGUCAGCGGGUACCGUCCCUUGGCUCUAGGGCCUCAUCUGCAACGUGAACAACACCUACUAACCACGGCCCAUGCCUGCCGAGGAGCCUGGCGUCCUCAGCAACUUCAGGACCUCCAAGGUCUCCCGGCUCCUGGCAGAUGCCCGCACUGUCCUGGGGGGCCCCAGGGCCCACAGGAUGCUGGCUAGCCUGAGGCAGCUGAUGCCCAUGCUGAGGGCUGCACGUGGAGCAGCCUGGCCUCGACUGAGUGACCAGCCCAAGGAGGGUCCGCCCCUGGCCACUGAGCUGCUGAGGACACUGCUGCAAGGGUGUCGUCUUUCUCCCCAGGAAUCCCUGGUGUUUAUGCUGGGCCAGGCCCAGGAGUCCUUAGACAGCCUUGUGGAAGCAGCAGAAGACCUGGCCCAGGAGCUCCUGGCGCCGCCCAGCCUGGUGGAGCUGUGGGCGCUGCUGUGGAGACCCCAAGGUCCAGGUGGCCCCCUGGAGGCGGUGGCAGAAGCCCUGUGCAGCCGGGGGCCCAGCAAGCCGGGCGGGCCCUCCCUCACCUGGUACGAGGCCAGUGACCUGAAGGAGCUGGCGUGGGCCCUGCCACACCACAGCCUGAGUGGCUGAGCCGGCUUCCCAGCCGGGGAGGUGGGGCCAGGACAUGGGCGGGCGCAGGGCUCCACCUGCACUGAGCUGGUGGGGGCCCUGGACGCCCACCCGUCCCGCCGGCUCUGGAGGCGCCUGAAGCCGCUGGUCCUGGGGAAAGUAGUGUUCAGCUCACGGCCCAGGUGACCGUGGGAGGGGUCCCAGGUGAACCGAACCUUCCAGGGACUGGCGCUGUUGAAGGGCAUCCAGGAGGUGUGGGAGCUGCUGGGCGCCCCGCUCUUGAACUUCGCGAACGACAGCGCCGGUGUCGCACGGCUGCAGACUCCCAUCUUCCCUGACACCCCCCACAGGCUCCUGCAGGUCACAGGAAGAAGGCAGCCAGGCGCUGGAGGCCAGGACCGGGGGAAGGCUCUUCGUGCCUUUCUGAACCCCUGAAGUGGUGGCUGCAGCUGGUAGGAGGCCCAUACUGAUGUGGGACACCUGGUGGGCACACUGGGCCAUGUGAUGGAGGGCGUGACUCUGGACAGGCUGGAGGCUGCGCCCUCAGAGGCUGUCCUGGUGGAGCGGGCCCUGGAGCUGCUCUCCGAGCACCGUUUCUGGGUCGGCAUUGUCCUCCUGAGGCCCGAGGACUUCCCGGACUCCUCACAGUCCCCAGGCCCUGGCCAUGUGCGUAUCAAGAUCCGCAUGGACAUCGAUGAUGUCACAAGAACCAAUACGAUCAGGGACAGAUUUUGGGACCCCAGUCCGGCUGCUGACGCGCUGAUGGACUUGCGCUACAUGUGGGGUAGCUUCGUGUACCUGCAGGACCUGCUGGAGCGCGCAGCCGUGCGCGUGCUCACUGGAGCCGCGCCCCGCGCUGGCCUCUACCUGCAGCAGAUGCCCUACCCGUGCUACGUGGACGAUGCGUUCCUGCGCGUGCUGAGCCAGUUACUGCCGCUCUUCCUGACGCUGGCCUGGAUCUACUCGGUGGCGCUGACGAAGGCUGUGGUGCGUGAGAAGGAGAUGAGGCUGCGCUGCACGAUGUGCGCCAUGGGGCUCAGUGGCGCUGUGCUUUGGCUGGGCUGGUUCCUCAGCUGUCUCGGGCCCUUCCUUCUCAGCACCGCGUUGCUCGUGCUGGUGCUCAAGCUCGGGGACAUUCUCCCCUACAGCCACGCGGUGGUGCCUUUUCCGUUCUUGGCACCUUUCAAGGUGGCCACCGUGGUCCAGAGCUUCUUGCUGAGCGCCUUCUUCUCCCGAGCCAACCUGGCAGCCGCCUGCAGGGGCCUCGCCUCCUUCGUGCUCUAUCUGCCUUACGUGCUGUGCGUGGCCUGGCGGGACCAACUGCCCGUGGGCGGCCGUGUGGCUGCGAGCCUUCUGUUGCCCGUGGCCUUCGGCUGCGAGAGCCUAGCACUGCUGGAGGAGUAGGGCAAGGGCAUGCAGUGGCACAACGUGGGCACUGGGCCUACAGCCAAUGUCUUCAGCCUGGCCCAGGUCUCGGGUUUUCUGCUGCUCGACGACGCUGCGCUCUACGGCCUCGCCACUUGGUACCUGGAGACCGUGUGCCCAGGUGAGUACAGGAUCCCCGAACCAUGGAACUUUUCCUUUCGGAGGAGCUACUGGUUUGGGCCUCAGACCCCCAAGGGCCCUGCCCCCUGCCCCACGGACCCCAAGGUGCUGGUGGAAGAGGCACCCCCUGGCCUGAUUCCAGGGGUCUCCAUAUGGAGCUUUACUGGCAACCCGCAGCCGGCCCUGCACGGGCUCAGCCUGGACUUCUACCAGGGCCUCGUCACCGCCUUUCUGGGCCACAAUGGGACUGGCAAGACGACCACUCUGUCCAUCCUGAGCGGCCUCUUCCCACCCACUGCUGGCUCCGCCUGUGUCCUGGGCCACGAUGUCCGAUCCAAUAUGGCAGCCAUCCGGCUCCACCUGGGAGUCUCACAGUACAGUGUGCUGUUUGACAUGCUGACCGUGGAUGAGCACGUCUGGCUCUAUGGGCGGUUAAAGGGUCUCAGUGCAGCUGCUGUGGGCCCCGAGCAGGACCGUCUGAUGCAGGAUGUGGGGCUGGUCCCUAAGCGGCAUGCACAGACUCGCCACCUCUCUGGGGAGGAGCCUCUGGGUGGGAUUCAGUGGAAGCUUUCAGUGGCCGUUGCCUUUGUGGGUCGCUCCCAAGUCGUUAUCCUGGAUGAGCCAACAGCUGGUGUGGACCCUGCUUCCUGUCGAGGCAUUCGGGAGCUGCUGCUCAAAUACCAUGAUGAUCGCACAUUGGUCCUCUCCACCCACCACCUGGAUGAGGCAGAGCUGUUGGGAGACUGUGUGGCAGUGGUGGCAGGCGGCCGCUUGUGCUUCUGUGGCUCCCCGCUCUUCCUGUGGCAUCAUUUGGGCUCCGGAUACUACCUGACACUGGUGAAGGGUCCCCCAGCCCUGGCUACCAGCAAAAAGGGUGACACUGACUUGAAGGAUAGCAUGGAUCCUGGGCAGGAAAGGGAGACAGGCAGCCAGGCCAGCACUGCCGGUGAGGGCCGGGGUGGGAGAGCCAGACUGCUGGCCCUGGUGCAGAGCCACGUGCCCGGGACACAGCUGGUCAAAGAGCUGCCACAUGAGCUGGUGCUGGCGCUACCCUACCAGGGUGCCCUGGACGGUAGCUUCACUGAACUCUUCCGCAAACUGGACCAGCGGCUGGGGGAGCUGGGACUGGCCGGCUUCGGAAUCUCCAACACCAGCCUGGAGGAGAUCUUCCUGAAGGUGGUGGAGGACUGUGCUGUGGACACAGGCCCAGAGGAUGGUAGGCCCAGGCAGCACCCAUGCUCAGGCAUUGCUCAUCUGGACGCGACUGCAAGGCUCCAGAUUCUGCCAGAGGAGUCAGCCCUGGAGAAUGGGGGGCCGGCGGGAUCUGCCCCCGAGACACAGGCCUUGGAGGGCUCUGGGUCAGACGCCACAGGCCGUGUACAAGGCUGGGCGCUGACCCACCAGCAGCUCCGGGCCUUGCUUCUCAAGCGCUUCCUGCUUGCCCGCUGCAGCCGCCGUGGCCUGUUUGCACAGAUUGUGCUGUCUGCCCUCUUCGUGGGCUUGGCACCAGUGUUCAGCCUCAUCAUGCCUCCUUUCGGAUACUACCCGGCUCUGCAGCUCAGUCCCAGCAUGUACGGCGCCCAAGUGUCCUUCUUCAGUGAGGAUGCCCCAGGGGACCCUGAACGUGCCCGCCUGCUUGAGGCGCUGCUGGAAGAGGCCAGAUUGGAGAAGACUUAGCUGAAAAAAUAACUCCAACAGUUCUCGGUGCCCGAGGUUGCUGCAGAUGUGGCUAAGGUCUUGGCCAGCGGCAGCUGGACUCCGGAGUCGUCCCCUGCCUGCCAGUGCAGCCAGCCUCGUGCCCACCGCCUGCUGCCCGACUGUCCUGCUGUGGCCGGCAACCCCCCGCCUCCCCAGGCACUGACCAGCUUGGGCAAAGUAGUCCAGAACCUAACAGUCUGGAACCUGUCUGACUUCCUAGUCAAGACCUACCCACGCCUGGUGCGCCAAGGCCUGAAGACCAAGAAGUGGGUGAACGAGGUCAGAUAUGGGGGCUUCUCCCUGGGGGGCCGAGACCCGGGCCUGCCCUCAGGGCUUGAGGUGGGCUGCUCUGUGGAGGAGCUGCGGGCACUGCUGAGCCCCCAACUGGGCGGGGCCCUCGGCUGCAUCCUGAACAACCUCACAGCAUGGGCUCUUCGUCUGGACAUUCAGGAUGGCCUCAGGAUCUGGUUCAACAACAAGGGCUGGCAUGCUGUGGCGGCCUUUGUCAACCCAGCCAACAACACUCUCCUACGUGCCUGCCUGCCGCCAAGCCCCGCCCGCCAUGCCCACAGCAUCACCACACUCAAUCACCCCCUGAACCUCACCAAGGAGCAGCUGUCUGAGGCUGCGCUGAUGGCCUCCUCAGUGGACAUGCUUGUCUCCAUCUGUGUGGUCUUCGCCAUGUCCUUUGUCCCGGCCAGCUUCACCCUUGAACUUUCUCUGGGACAUGGUGUGGGGACUGCCUGGAGGGGUGGGGGCCCCGCCACCACUUGCCACUGCCCCUUCUGGCCCUUUCUGGGCAGGGACUUGUCUAGGAUGUGUAACUACUUGGUGCCAGUGUCCAUUGUGGUGCUCAUCUUUUUGGCCUUCCAGCAGAGGGCGUACGUGGCCGCUGCCAACCUGCCUGCCCUCCUGCUGUUGCCACUACUGUAUGGCUGGUGAAUCACACCGCUCAUGUACCCAGCCUCCUCCUUCUCCAUGCCCAGCAUGGCCUACGUGGUGCUCACCUGCAUCAAUCUCUCUAUCGGCAUUAACGGCAGCAUGGCCACCUUUGUGCUCGAGCUCUUCUCUGAUCAGAAGUUAUAGGAGGUGAGCCGGAUCCUGAAACAGGUCUUCCUUAUCUUUCCUCACUUCUGCCUGGGCUGGGGGCUGAUCGACAUGGUGAGGAAACAGGCCAUGGCUGACGCUUUUGAGCGCUUGGGAGAUGGGCAGUUCCAGUCACCCCUGCGCCAGGAGGUGGUCGGCAAGCACCUCUUGGCCGUGUUGAUACGGGGCACCUUCCUCCUCUUUACACUCCUGCUGCAGCACCACAACUGCCUCCUGCCACAACCCAAGCUGAGGCUGCUGCCCGCCCUGGGAGAGGAGGAUGAGGAUGUGGCCCGUGAGCAGGGACGGGUGGUGCAAGGAGCCACCCAGGGGGACGUGUUGGUGCUGAGGGACCUGACCAAGGUGUACCCUGGGCAGAAGACACCGGCUGUCGACCGCCUGUGUCUGGGGAUUCCCCCUGUUGAGUGUUUCGGGCUGCUGGGCGUGAAUGGAGCGGGGAAAACGUCCACGUUUCACAUGGUGACUGGGGACACGGUGCCCAGCGGGGGCGAGGUGGUGCUGGCAGGCCACAGUGUGGCCCAGGAACCGGCCGCAGCACACUGCCGCACGGGCUACUGCCCUCAGUCGGAUGCCAUCUUCGAGCUGCUGACCGGCAAGCACCUGGAGCUGUUGGCAUGCCUGCGCGGUGUCCCCGAGGCCCAGGUUGCCCAGACAGCAAGCUCGGGCCUGGGGUGCCUGGGCCUCCCUCAGUAUGCGGACAGGCCCGCGGGCACCUACAGCCGUGGCAACAAGCGGAAACGGGCGACAGCCGUGGCUCUGGCGGAGGAUCUAGCUGUGGUCCUUUUGGUAUGUGAGGGGGAGGGCGGGGGGCCCACCACUGGCAUGGACCCCGGCGCACAGCGUUUCCUCUGGAUCAGCCUCCGGCCGGUGGUCCAGAGCUGGAGGCUCGCGGCUCCGGGCUCCCACAGCAUGGAGGAGUGUGAGGCGCUCUGCAUGCGCCUGGCCAUCAUGGUGAACGGGCGGUUCCACUGCCUGGGCAGCACGCAGCAUCUCCAGGGCCGGUUCGGGGCUGGCCACACGCUGACCCUGUGGGUGCCCGUGUCCCAGUCCGAGUCGGCGGCAGCCUUCGUGGCAGCCACGUUCCUGGGGGCCGAGCUGCGGGAGGUGCACAGUGGCCGCCUGUGCUUCCAGCUGCCUCUGGGAGCGCGGCGCUUUGGAGAGCUGGCGGCACGUGGCGCAGAGCACGGUGUGGAGGACUUCUCUGUGAGCCAGACCACGCUGGAGGAACACUAAGUAUCCUUGUACUCCUCCAAGGACCAGGGGAAGGAGGAGGACGAUCAGUAGGCAGGAGUGGGGGUGGACCCUGUGCCAGGCCCACAGACCCCCAAACUCACCACCCAGUUCCUCGAGGACCACAGCAUGGCCGAGACGGUGCUCUGA
Molecule: messenger RNA, 6501 nt
Organism: Mesoplodon densirostris (Blainville's beaked whale)
Lineage: Eukaryota; Metazoa; Chordata; Mammalia; Artiodactyla; Ziphiidae
Gene: ABCA7
Product: ATP binding cassette subfamily A member 7
Biological process (GO): transmembrane transport; cholesterol efflux; phospholipid efflux
Cellular component (GO): intracellular membrane-bounded organelle; membrane
Molecular function (GO): apolipoprotein A-I receptor activity; ATP hydrolysis activity; ATP binding
Source: RefSeq, a predicted model, not a curated record